AUAACACCAAGUAAGUCGAGAAAAAAGAAGAAAUUGACAAUUAUGAUGAGUAUCAGUUGCGCUGUAGCCUUUGUUGUGAGUUUGAGUUUGUGUGUCACAAAUAACAAUUCUCCACAAUGUGUGCUUUACGUGUAAAUCAUAUCUUCGAUCUCCCGGAGGAUUUGUUGCAGCACAUCAUCUCCUUUCUUCCGCUGAGUGAUCGUAAAUCCGCAUCGCUGGUAUGCUCGGUAUGGCGCGAUCAAGCCUUUUCCUUCACAAGCAUGGACUGCGUUAAACUUUGUGUCAAAGAGCUGAUGGUCGAGAACCGUGACUUCGAUGUAUUGCUCAAAACUACGCGGCGCUAUCGGCAUUUGGUGUUGACUUUUGGACAUCGUCCGUGCAACAAUCUUGAUCUGGCCAGGGUGAUGAAACUCGUAGCGAGAUUGGGAGACAGCAUUCAAAGUUUCAUCCUACUGAGUGACUGUACGGCAGUUCAGUUGCAACAAUUUUUGAUACAUUUCCCCAAAUUGAAAUUGAUCAUGGCAAAUAUAAUUGACGCAGAUAACGAAGCAGCUGAAAACGAACAAUUUCCAGUAAUGGAAUACUUGAAGGAGAUUCGUGCUAGAAGCAAAACGCUCAAAGAUCUUUGGCCGGCAGCUCCGAACAUUCGAAGGCUGAGUGUGCACUUUUCGAACAGGGAAAAUAGUCUGAAUCAAUCGUUGGACAUCAUGGCUCGAUACGGGCCGCAGCUACAAUUUCUGGAGCUGUGUGCAUCCUUCAUUCGCGUACGUUUCGAUCAGUUCAAUUUAGGCCAGUUGCAAAGCUUGAAACUAUGGAACGUGAACACUGAUCGUGACGAAGAGCUGCUAUGCAAAAUGUUUGAGAAAUUACCUCUUCUGCGCACGGCUUUUCUUCACUUCAGCUUAUCAGCGGAUUUGCUGCGAGUAAUAUGCAGUGAGUGUCCUCGACUCGUCAAACUGCGAAUCAGGGCCGAUAAGUUGGAUGGCGACAGUGUGAGAUACGUGAAUAAGCUGAAGGGCUUGCGGGUUCUUUUCGUCGAUGGACACAUGAAAUCGGAUUUCCUUGAUGAUUGUUCUGUCAUGAACAGUGUUGAAUACUUUUCCCUAUCCAAAAAUCCUCUCGUGAAUGAUGGGGUCCCUAUAGAUCGGUUGAGCAAUGUAUUUCCAAAGCUGAGGAUUUUGAGGAUGGACCUUUCCUACGGUUUGAAAAUGAACGAGAUGCUGGCUUGGAAUAUUUGUGACAGCUUCGAGCACCUGAAGUGCUUAAUCAUCGACGGCAUGCACAUGUGCACGUUUGGUACCAUCGAGGAAGUUUCACCGUUGGCCUUCCUACAGCUGAUGCAGAUGACAAGUUUGGAAGAACUCACGCUGAGUUGCAUGCGGUGGAAUACCAAUAGGGCCUUGCGCCAGGUUCACUUCGAAUGUUUGUUUACCAGUCUGUUUCAUGAGCAUUUCGAAAAUUGUAACGGGGAAGGAAGACCGAGCAAUGUUAGACGACUUACGUUGAAAAACUGUUACCGUAUGACGGGGGAUAGUUUGCCGAUUGUUGUACGACGCUUUCCAAAGUUGCGGUAUUUAGAAAUUGGUCGAUGCCGGAUGCUGUUGAAGGAAGAUGCACAUGAAGAUUCUAUUCGUCAAUCGCUACCCGACUGUGAGGUUCGCAUUGUUGGGUGGGAGAGAUUGAAUGGACCCAUAAUCAGGUCAGUAGACUGAUGCCAUAAGUAAGUGUUUGAUUAUGAUCAUGUAUUAAUUACAAGAGCGACUUUUAACAACCCAAAUCCUCAACCCUCACCCCAUUCCCCUCAUCACCUUUUUACAACGAUGAUUUGUUAGCGUUAGAAGACGUAAGAUCUCCCUACUUCUAUUCCCACAACCUUACGUUAUUAGUGCGUAGUAAGUAAUAAGUAAUAGAUAUUCAAUUAAAAAUUCGAACCUCAAAAACAUUUUUAGAAAAAUUUAGUUGUAAUAAACAAGCAUCAAAUUAUCCUACAUUGAAAAUAGAUCAAGUUCACCGGAACGAAAUAUUUUUUAUACAUUAGACCAGGAACAAAAUCAUCAACUACAAUCAAUAUUCUUGUGCCAUAUAUAAAAUGAAUAAACCACCUGAACAUUAAGAA
Armigeres subalbatus is the source of this 2116-nucleotide messenger RNA. RefSeq lists its product as uncharacterized. Gene Ontology annotation, cellular component: SCF ubiquitin ligase complex. Gene Ontology annotation, molecular function: protein binding. The transcript has 2 exons. Gene Ontology annotation, biological process: SCF-dependent proteasomal ubiquitin-dependent protein catabolic process. Lineage: Eukaryota; Metazoa; Arthropoda; Insecta; Diptera; Culicidae. Bases 117 to 1712 code for a protein of 531 amino acids. The record is from RefSeq and is a predicted model, not a curated record.